UUCCGACGCCCUUGGAUUAUUUGUGCGUCCCUUGCGCCGAUUCGUCCAUCGGCACGCAUCCUACCUAUCUCAUUCCUUUCCCGUCUUUUUUCUAGUCGAUAAUCGUCGUUCCCGCAUUGUUCAUCGCUUGUUUCGCUCUUCCUUCCUCUCCUGAUUAUCCAUUUGUCUAUCUGGUCGUCGCAUCUUCGUUUCAGUUAAUUCCGCUCUUCAGUUAUCUCACCAGAGAACAAAAACGUUACAUCAAUUUUCGUCUGCUCUCAUAUCAUCGAUAUCCGCUUUUUGCAUCAUUUCAUUUGUCUUCGACCAUCGACCAUCGACUAGCGCACUUUGAUUUUCUUCCCGUUCAUGUCGCGCAUUGACUCGCAUGAAUACGAUAGCCCUCCCGGCUUGGGGUUCAUGCGCAAUCCCGCUGAGAGGGAAGCCCUGAACGCACCCUAUCGCGGCAGUACUCCAAAGCCUUCCUUUUCAUCUGUGGACCGUAGGACAUCGGAAACGCAUACCAGCUACCCGUUAUACGCAAGUACUGUGCCGAGGUCAAUGGGUAUGGAUUGGGAGCCUUCAUCUGCAUGGGAAACAUCUCGACCAAACACAAACAAUGCUCAGACACAAGCCCCUACAAGUUCACCCUUCUCUCUCUUCAACCAUCACCAUCCCUCUUCCUCACCGUCGUCCUCGUCGUUGUUCUCGCUCAACGACCGCGUCGACAGAGAUACCUUUCGUGCGACCCGUCAUUCUCCUCCCGUACCCCUAGCGCAGCCCGCCGCGUCUAACACAUCUCGCUCUACUCUUUGGUGGGGCGAACUAGAGCCUUGGAUGGACGAAGAAUACGCCAAGCAGGUCUGCUCACUAAUGGGCUGGGAUCCGGUAGGCAUCAAGGUACCUCAUCCAGCCCCUGACCCCGCCACCGGCCAGCAGGCCAACAAUCCCGGCUACUGUUUCCUCACUUUUCCUACCCCUGCGCUCGCCGCUUCUGUGCUCUCUCAGAUCAAUUCCCCCAACGGCGGGUCCGCUCUCACCAUGCCGAACUCGACAAAACCCUUCGUCCUCAACUGGGCGUCUUCCGUCCCUUCGACUACCCCAGUCACAGCCUCAUUCUCUACUCCCAACAUUCUUGCCUCCCCUCAGUAUCCGAAGGAGUAUAGCAUAUUCGUCGGAGAUCUGGCCCCAGAGACAUCCAACUCGGACCUUGUUGCCGUUUUCCGGAAUCCAGUACUCGGUCUUCGUAGCGAUCGAGAACCCAAGUUCAUCCGUCCCUUCCUCAGCUGUAAGAGUGCCAAAAUCAUGCUGGAUCCGGUUACCGGAGUCUCGCGGGGCUAUGGCUUUGUGAGAUUUACCGACGAAAAGGACCAGCAGCGAGCUCUCAUUGAGAUGCAUGGUCUAUAUUGUCUCUCACGACCAAUGAGAAUAUCGCCAGCGACUGCCAAGUUCAAGCCCCCUCCCAUGAUGCCUCCUCAUGAACUUCCUCAAGUUAAAUUUCCACCCACAUCUGGUGUCGGUGGUCAAGAACAGGCUGGCGUCACCAUCGCCGUGCCUCUACCCGCUCUGACUCAUACGAAGAGCGUUUCUGCCCCUAUUGCUGCGACUACCUCGAACUCUUCCCUUAACUCUGCUGGCUUGGGAACUUCCAUGGAAGGCUCGAAUUCUGGGACGACGCUUAGCCCAGGUACCGGGUCCAACGCAGGCAUAUCAUCCACGUUCAGCGCCAAUACUGCCGAGGACAUGAUGAAUCUACCCGAGCAUGUUCUAGCCCAAAUUGCCCAACAGUAUGCCAGCGGUGAACGGGAACCCCCCAAGACCAAUGCGGUGUCUACUUCAAUCACGUCUCAGUUUGCGCAAGAUCGGGCUCAGAGGCCAGCGGAUUCAAGCGGGCCUCGAUAUUUUUCGGAAGAGUCGUGGAAGCAUCAUGCACAGGCUCAGGCUAUCCUUGGGAACCUCAUAGGUCCCAACGGGGAGCAGCUUACAUCAACUGACCCAUACAACACGACGGUCUUUGUUGGAGGACUGUCGCCGCUCAUCUCCGAGGAUACUCUUAGGACGUUCUUCGCGCCGUUUGGUGACAUCCAUUAUGUCAAGGUUCCCGUUGGUAAACACUGCGGUUUUGUUCAGUUCGUUCGCAAAUCAGAUGCCGAACGAGCCAUUGAGAAGAUGCAAGGGUUUCCUGUGGGAGGCAGUCGGAUUCGUUUGAGCUGGGGUCGCAGUCAAUAUAAAGCAGCCCAGGCUGCUGCUCAAGCGGCGCAGACCGCUGCAUUACAAAGUCAGAUGAGCUCCUUUAUGAGCCCUCUUUCAUCAGACCAGGCUGUUCAUGUUCUCUCAAGGCUGGGAUAUCUCACCCCUCCAAAAGACAACGUUUCAUUUUCGAUAGAGGACAGGUUGCAAUUCCUCGGUCUCCCUGGGGAUAUCCCGCAUCCCUUUGACACGAAUUAUGCGCCGGCUGUCUUCGCAACCGAUACCUCGCCUCCGGCAGUGCCACACUUCGCCCCGUUCUCACCCGAACCCAGUCUUUUUGCACCAGAGUUGAAGCGACGCGACUUGUACCCUCAUAAUGACAUACAUUCCUAUUCGUCAAAAACCUUUGCGUCCGGGUUCUAUCCCAUGUCAUCUGAGGACGCAAAAGGGCAUGAAGCGGAUACUGGGAGUGGGACUACAAUAACAAAAUCUUCUUCUGCGACUCGGUCUGGAGGCGGUACAAGGUACGGACCAUUCUUGAGCAAUUCUCCUCCUGCCAACCGAGCCCCUGGACGCCCUGAACGCCCUAUCUCACGACCAUCGUCGGGGCAAACGUCGGCGCGAGAGAAUGUUGCACAGGAGUUGGAUGCCAUGUACGAUCUGAAUGGUACUUUGGCCAGCCUUGACUUAGAUCGUGAUCGACCUUGGAAGUCUCCCUCCGAGACUUCGGAUAGCGGAGGAUCAGUUCAGUUCCAAUUAACGAUGAACGGAUCUCCCUAAUGGCUGUCUCACCUUUUCUUCAGCAUGUUUUCACGAUUCGAUUCACCACGAGCACAUCUUUGUCCCACGUUUAUUCCCAACGGAUGUAACGUCCUCAUCGCGACGCAUAUUUCUUAUCUUAUGGUUAGAGGUGUUUUGUUUUCAUUGCUACGUCUAUGUUUCGCUAUCCGAAUUCCUUAUAUUUUUGUUUCCUACUCUCUUGCGUACGAAAGCGAGACCCUUUUAUACGCCACGCCCCAAGCUUUGCAUUUUAAUGGUGUUGCAUUUUAUUUAUAUAUCAUCUCUCUGUCUCUGUCUCUCUUCGCUAUCAGACUCGAAUUCGUUUUCACAAGUACAUACACAUCAUCCAUCCUAGCUCCUCGUACAGUCCUAACGUUUUGUUUUGUUGUCUCUGUAUCGGAAAUAUCUCUGUCUUUAUAUAAACUCGCGCCUGUUUCCAGUAGCCAUGGUAGUAAUAUAAAUUCAAUUCAACUCUG
Molecule: messenger RNA, 3422 nt
Organism: Guyanagaster necrorhizus
Lineage: Eukaryota; Fungi; Basidiomycota; Agaricomycetes; Agaricales; Physalacriaceae
Exons: 5
Coding region: 346-2946 (866 amino acids)
Cellular component (GO): cytosol
Molecular function (GO): mRNA binding
Source: RefSeq, a predicted model, not a curated record